Messenger RNA from Pyrus x bretschneideri (Chinese white pear), 3472 nucleotides. RefSeq names its product 4-hydroxy-tetrahydrodipicolinate reductase 2, chloroplastic-like. The record is from RefSeq and is a predicted model, not a curated record. Gene Ontology annotation, molecular function: NADPH binding; 4-hydroxy-tetrahydrodipicolinate reductase activity. Gene Ontology annotation, cellular component: chloroplast stroma. NCBI's taxonomy places the organism in Eukaryota, Viridiplantae, Streptophyta, Magnoliopsida, Rosales, Rosaceae.
UUUGUGCAAUCUUUUUUCUGGCUUUAUCGCUUUUAAGGAUUAGGAUCCUUUCCACUUCUCUUUUCACCUUCUUUCAUCAUCUUUUCUCAUAUUUUUUAUUUUAUCUUUAUCUUUUUAUACAAAAUUAAUAUAAAAUAUUAAUGUGAUUUCACCGUAACUAUUAAAAUAGCUAAGGAUGCAAGGGGAUGAUAAAAAGGAGGGAGAGAAUCUGCUACAUAAGUAAAACCCAAUCCCCUGACGAGUGACGACGACGUCCUCUGUAGUCUGUCCUAAAACCCUAACUCCCAAAGAACCCUCCCCUACAAUGGCAACCAUACUCAAACUUCCAGCCGCCAAUUGUACGAUUCUUCCUCCUCAGCAACAGAAGCGGGCAUUCUUGGCUGGAGCUGCAACCACCAGAUUGGAUGCUGCUACCAUCAGCACUGCUCGGAGGCAAACACUUUCAUUAUCAUCGUCGUCAGCAGCAGCAGCAAAGGUGAUGUCAGAUUCAGUACCCGACCAAAGCGUUGAGCUUGAGCAGUCGCUCUCCAAGAACAAGAUUGACGUUCCUGUCAUGGUAAAUGGAUGUAGUGGUAAGAUGGGGAAGGCUAUCAUCCAAGCAGCAAAUUCUGCAGGACUCACUGUGGUUCCAGUUUCUUUUGGCUCCGCUGAGGAAUCUGGCCGAACCGUCCAAGUCGGUACGAACGAGAUUCUAGUGCAUGGUCCUCAUGAAAGAGAAAGCACCCUUGCAUCCCUUUUCCAGAAAUAUCCCAAUUUGAUUGUCGUCGACUUCACUGUCCCUUCUGCAGUCAAUAAUAACGCAGAGCUAUAUUGCAAAGUUGGAGUGCCCUUUGUGAUGGGAACAACAGGCGGGGACAGGGAUCAGUUGUAUAAGACUGUCGAAGACUCAAAAGUCUAUGUAGUGAUUUCCCCACAAAUGGGGAAACAGGUUGUGGCAUUUCUUGCAGCCAUGGAUAUCAUGGCCGAGCAAUUUCCUGGAGCCUUCUCUGGGUAUUUGCUACAGGUGAUGGAAUCCCAUCAAGCAAGUAAAGUUGACACAUCUGGAACUGCCAAGGCUGUUAUAUCUUGCUUCCAGAAGUUGGGGGUGUCCUUUGAUAUGGAACAGAUCCAAUUGAUCCGAGAUCGCCAGCAACAACUAGAGUUGGUGGGAGUUCCAGAGGAGCAUUUGUCUGGUCAUGCAUUUCAUAUGUAUCAUCUGACUUCACCUGAUCAAACAGUUUCUUUUGAGUUUCAGCAUAAUGUUUGUGGUAGAUCAAUAUAUGGAGAGGGUACAAUUGAUGCUGUUAUUUUCCUUGCCAAGAAGAUUUAUUCGAAGGCAGACAAGCGGAUCUACAAUAUGGUGGAUGUCCUGCGAGAGGGUAACAUGCGAUCAUAGUUGGCUUUGUAUGAAGGUUCUCUAUUUUCAGAUCAGAUGAGCUGGCCUAAAGUAGGCAGUACAGAAGCGUGCUUAUAGCAGGUUUAAGUUGCUUGGAUGUUGGUAUCGGAAUGCAAGAUUUGAACUUGUGACUUUUUCCAACAACGAAAAGAGAAAUACCAUUAAAUCAAGCUCAUUUCCAGGGAGGAAGCAAGGAAAUGGUUUGGAGAAGUUGUCCCAGCAUUGGCAAAUUUGCUCUUGCGGUUGCCCUCCCUGUUAGAAGACCACUAUCAAAAUGUGGAUGGCCUUAUUAUGGACACAAAACUGGCCUUCGUCUACUGGAUUCAUAACAACCAGGAAUCGUGGUCCUCAGCCAGGAACUAACUAGUGCUCUUCUUGGGUGCUCUUUAUUUUGUUUGUUCCCCACCAAUAAACGAGGUGCCAAACAUCUCCCAACCACCAACUUCGACCAUUUGUUUACGACUUUAUAUGACGGUUAUAAUGAACAACAGGAGAAUAAGAUAAGGUGCAUUAUACACUACUUUGAAAGGAUAAAUUUCCAUAUGCCUAAGGGUUUUGUCUCAUUUGAGCGGAAAGUUCUUCCUCUGAAACCUGAUCCUUUAAGCAUUUCUUACCCCAAGGCUAGUUUCUGGAGCAAUUCAGUCAUUCCUCUCUGCCGCUUUGAGGUUCACAGCUCAGGCUUAAUAGAAGAUCAAUCAAGUUGAGCUCUUGAAGUCGACUUUGCAAAUAAGUAUAUAGGAGGUAGUGAUCUUCGCACGGGCUGUGUACAGGUCUGAUUUGUGACUCUUUAUAUGUUUCACGAAGAGAUCCGUUUCUUGAUCAAUCCUGAAUUAAUUGCUAGCAUGCUGUUCAUGCCUUCCAUGGAAGAUAAUGAGGCUAUAGAAAUUAUUGGUGCAGAAAGGUUUUCAAGUUAUACAGGGGAAACUAAUAAGGCAUUCUGUGGAUUUUUUCAACAAUCGAAGUAUCGGCAGUACAAGAGAUUGUUUUGAGAGGAUGGAUGUUUUGGAGUUUAGCUUCAUCCAGACGUUACAGACUCCAAUGACAUGUGUUGUGAUAAUCUUUUGUUAUGAAUUUUCUAUCAAUUUUAUCUUAGUUUGUGUGUGUGUGUGUGGUUUUAGGUGAUGUUCUACAUUUGGAAAUGAUAUGUGCAUUACUAACUUUAGCCUAGCUCUUAAUGUGAAGUUUAUAUUUGGUUUAGCAUCAUCUGAACUUGCUUUUCUUGUACAAGAAAAUAUGCUUAUUUGACUUUUGACUUUUACUUUUCUAUUGUUGCAGGAAACUAGCAUAAGGUCUGAUGAAAUGUUUGGAGAACAAUCUGUACACCAACGGAUCAAAGAUUCAGAGGAGAUGUCAUCUCUGGAUAAUGAGGAUGAUGAAGUUGGGAUUGCAACUGGGAAUUAGGGAUGUUGUGCUUUUGGUGGAGAUCAUGAAGUGAAGUCCAUAGUUCAGUGGUUAGCUGCCUCCCAGGUAGUUUAAUGUUACUGAAGAAAGUGGAGGUUCCAUCGUAACACCAAUUGGCAGUGUGGGGAGUAGCCCAACUUACUUAUAAAUCCAUGCAAGGUCCCUUCUAUCAAUGUGAGACUCAUUCUCAACAGUUACGCCUUCAAAGCAACUAAAGGGAGAAUUUUGUAAAAAAGCCUGAAUGGAAUAUAUCAUGUGUGAAAUCUUUAGCUUACUCAGACAAUUCCCCAAGUUGUUUCAGGCGAAAAGACCAUUCAUUUUGUACUACACGUUUGGCAUAAAGGCAUUGCGAAACAUAGACCAGGUAAGUCAAUGGAUAGGGUCACAUGAAUGGACAGUAGAUCUGUGGAAUUUGGUGGUGGAGUACUCAAUGCUGCAGAGAUUGAAGGGAGAGAUGGAUGCUGGAUUCUUUGCUUGGCUCCUUCCAUCUCCACUUGCCUCUCAUCAUGAUUCCGAGAUGUUGGAUUUGCCUAUUUCGCCUUAAAUAAAACUUGCUGCCUGCAUUGUAUUGUCCCAUAUGGAUCGUGAUAUUUUUGUAAAAGAAUUUCAUUUUUUGCUUUGCUUUUGUUUGGGCAGUUAUAGGAUAGGCUGUAAAGUUUGUAUUUUUCAUGAAGAAUGAAUGCAUCAUUCUGAGGG